This is a messenger RNA of Rhagoletis pomonella (apple maggot), 1524 nucleotides long. RefSeq lists its product as uncharacterized. The record is from RefSeq and is a predicted model, not a curated record. The transcript has 3 exons. The coding region runs from base 1 to 1524 and encodes 507 amino acids. Lineage: Eukaryota; Metazoa; Arthropoda; Insecta; Diptera; Tephritidae.
AUGACCAGCAGCAACAUUAACAAAAUUAUGCGCAGCAAUAUAACACUAAAGCCGUGGAUACUUUCGAAGAAUACUUCCGAAAUUGUGAACGCCUGUAUACAGAAAAUUUACAAACAAACGCAAAAUAACUUCAAGAAUGACCCAAGUAAAAUCGCCGCAGCUAAACCCGAAAAUAAGGGACCGCUACGUGCACUCAAGUCACAAGAGCGCGUUCGCACUCCACUCAACAUAAAUGUAUCACGCGUCAAAAAGGGAGCUGCAGCAAACAAUACGCCGGGCGAUGGCAAUGCUGGGACAGCAGCUGUCAACAGCGGUGGCGGUGUUGUCGGCGAACGAUUGGCCAGCAAUGCGGCAGCCAACAGCCGCCGAGGCGCCGUAGCCAAUCUAACAGCUCAACGCAAGCUAUUGAAAUCUUCGCCCAACUACAAGAUCUACACUUCACGCCGCUUCGGCUCGAGUGCCAGUAGUUCGAAUGCGAGUAUAUUUCGGCGCAACGACGUUCCACAGCGCCGACGUUCCACAACACAAACAGCACAACUAAACUUCUUGCUGCGAACCUAUGCAACACAACUAAAUGCACCUAGCGCCUUCACCAAACAAUCGGUAUUGCCAAAGUUUAUGAUUUCGGCGCGUAACCAGCAUAUGCAAAGUCGCACAGAAGUAGCCACACCGUCACACGUGGCGCACUUGGUAUCGGCUAUACAGCGCGACUUGCUACCCAUCAACACCGAGAUUAAGAAUCGCAUUGCGCUCGGUCGCCCGCGUAUGGGAAAACUAGCCGCACAGAAGGCGACAAAUGAUGAUCCCAUGAGCGGUUGGCAUCAUCCGCCAGCACAGGAGCUCUUCUUGUCGCGUCUCAAUCAGCAGGGGAUCGCAAGCACCGAAUUGCAGGAACAAUACCGUCGCAUGAAGAACGCCAACAAGAUGCGUCAGUUCGAGAAUUUGCGUCAAUUGGAAAGGCUGGGUUCGAUGGGCAAGAAGGCGUUGCGACACGUACAAAAUGAGGUUGAGGUGAACGCUGAAGUGGCAACAAAGCGCGAUCUACCACAUCGGCCCACGCGUGAGCAAACGCCGAAUUUCGAAGGAUCAUACGCUACUCGUGCAAUGCCGCAACAGGCUUAUGAAGCGGAUGCAAUAGAAACACCUAGCACACUUGCAACUUUGGACGCCCCGCAGGCAUUUUUAGCCAUGCCACGCGCUUCGCAGCUAACCAGCGCUGCGCCAAGCCAUGCCGUGACGCACAGCGGCCAGUCGAGAUCACAUUCACUGCUCGCAAACGAAGAGCGUUACGUUUCGAGUGCGAACUCGGCCACACCGGCAAUAGAUGCUCCAACGGCGGCUAACAGCGCCGCAACAACAGCCAAACAACUAAGUCUUCCUGCGCAGUCUGAAACAAAGCCAACGCCGCUCAUAUCUAAACAAUUCCUGCGGAUUACGAAACACUCUGCUACAUCACAGCUGAGCAGAGCUGCAGCGCAAAAUCAGAUGCGUUUCAAUCACAGUGCUCAUUUGAAAAAAAUUUGA